Molecule: messenger RNA, 300 nt
Organism: Anopheles nili
Lineage: Eukaryota; Metazoa; Arthropoda; Insecta; Diptera; Culicidae
Source: the annotation of a RefSeq genome assembly
AUGGCAAAUAUAUUUUUAAUUUUUUAUUUAUCUAUAAUUAUAUUUAUAUUUGGUUGUAUAGUAUUUGUUUCAAAUCGAAAGCAUUUAUUAUCAACUUUAUUAAGAUUAGAAUAUAUAGUUUUAAGAUUAUUUAUUUUUUUAUUUUUUUAUUUAAAUUUUAUAAAUUAUGAGUUAUAUUUUAGUAUAUUUUUUUUAACUUUUUGUGUUUGUGAAGGAGUUUUAGGUUUAUCUAUUUUAGUUUCUAUAAUUCGAACUCAUGGUAAUGAUUAUUUUCAAAGAUUUUCUAUUUUACAAUGUUAA